Molecule: messenger RNA, 983 nt
Organism: Gordionus sp. m RMFG-2023
Lineage: Eukaryota; Metazoa; Nematomorpha; Gordioida; Chordodea; Parachordodidae
Product: annexin A7-like
Exons: 7
Coding region: 120-779 (219 amino acids)
Cellular component (GO): cytoplasm
Molecular function (GO): calcium ion binding; calcium-dependent phospholipid binding
Source: RefSeq, a predicted model, not a curated record
AAAAUUUAAACUGAAAAUAUAAUGACAGAUAACUUUGUUUAUUAAACUAACGGCAAAUUAAUUUUUUUAUCCUUUCUAAAUUUUUUAUUUUCUUCGAAUUGAAGAAACUAAGUUUUAUAAUGAAUAUAAUAUUUUUUUUUAAAAGUGAUAUGGCUAUGAUCUGGUCAAAUUUGACUAUUCUCUUCUUCUUGCUAAGCUUUCAAACCCUCAUUCUACUAAAUGGACAAGAGCUUGCAGGAGGUAGGGGUACAAUCGUACCCGCUCCAAAUUUUAACCCCCAAGCUGACGCGGAGAUACUGAGGAGUGCGCUUAAAGGACCGGGUACGAAAGAUAAAAGAGUGAUAGAUGUCAUAGCCGGAAGGAACAAUGAUCAAAGACAGCAAAUAAGGGAAGCUUACAAACAGCAAUACAAAAAACUUUUAAGUGAUAGGGAUUUAAUCAAAGAUAUAGAAGGAGAUACCACAGGCAAUUACCAAAAGUUAUUGGUAGCCUUGCUGACUCCAAGCGCCCAAUACAAUGCGAAAUUAGGAUUUAAAGUUACAGGAAAUCCAGCCACCUAUUUUGCUGAAAGAUUGGGAAAAGAUUUGAAGGGAUUAGGAACGAAAGAUAAUAAUUUAAUAGAAAUCAUAACGUCUAGAUCAGAGAUAGACUUGGAAGAUAUUAAAAGCGAAUAUAACAAGCUAUUCAAAAAGAGUUUAGAGGCAGCUGUCAGGGGUGACGUAACUGGAGAAUAUCAAGAUCUUUUGGUAGCUGUCAUUAAAGGAAAUCGAAAAUCUUAAAUUAGACAUUCUAUCAAUCAUAGCAUAUUAUAUAUAUAUUUGUUAAUUAGAAAACACUGAUACAUUUGUGAAACGCCAAUUAUAUAUACAUAUGUGUUUAUUUUAUGUCAAAUCAAUAGUUAUAUAUUUAUAGGCCCUUUCUUAUCAAUCUAUUUUCCCUAAAAAUAUCGUAUAUAAAUCUAAUAACAAUUCACAGUCCAAUCA